AUGCCUCAGAAGAACCACCACCAACACAACAACAACAACAACAACAUCAACAACAACAACACAAACCAACACCAACAGACAACUAGCAACAACAACAACAACAACAAUAACAAUACCAACAACAACAACAACAACUGCCCAUCUCGAAGGUUCACCCUACUCCAGGACCCUUCCCUCAAUCCAACUGGCAAGUUCCUCGUGGUCUCAAACUCUGAACUCAGAUCAUACCAAGCUUGGAAAGUAUCAGAACAACAACAGAUCAACUAUCGAUCCAUCUCAUUCAGAUCAGACCUACCCUACUCAUACAAGUGCGUCGAUUGGAGUACCACUCGUCAGGGUUUCGAUCUCGUCGCCGCUGGCACUUCCACCGGCAGGGCCUUCCUCGUCACCCUACCCUACGCACACCAUCCCACCUCAAAACCAGAGCUCUACUCGCCCCAUCCGAUCAUCAGCUUCUCCACCGGCAGAUCCACCCGUCCCUGUAACUCCAUCGCCUUCUCUCCCUGUGGAAAGCUACUCGCACUCGCACUCGACAAGGCCCGUGACUAUGGCCUCCAGAUCUAUGACCUCGAUCGCAUCCUCGGCCUCUCCCAAGCCAUCGCCUCCAACAAUCACGAGCCCAUCCCUCCUCCAAUCAAGAACUCUCUUCCGCCUCCUUCCUCCCCAGCACCUCCCUCCUGUAUAACCAACCAAUACUCACCCGAACUCGUCAUCUCUCCUCAUCCAACCUCAUCCGCCACCGACCCACACUCCGAUCAGCUUGCCCUGGCACAGGCCAUCAAUGCCGAAACCGUCCAUGCCAUCGAAUUCAUCCUCAUCACUCCUGCCUCCAACCAGCCCUCUCUCCUGGCCGCCAGCUCCUCAAAACUCAUGGCGCUCUACGACCUACGCUCUCCCGGUACCAAAAAUACCGAUCAUACCCUCAAUCCCGACUUUGCCACCGGCGUACUCAAUCCAGUCUCACAAUGGCCGGCCCGCUCGAUCUUGGGCAUCAAGGCAGAUCCUCUGGUUGCUUAUCGCUUUGCUACAUGGGGUGACGAUCGAUGUGUGAAACUCUGGGAUAGCCGAAAGACUAGUGAAUGUGUCCUCCAAUUCUCGCAAGAUGAUCCCAAUCCGACCAGCGCUCGAGGCAGUAGGAAGACCGAAGGCUCGAUCAAAGGCGAGCACUCAAACCAGAUCCUCUCAGUCACCUGGUCGAAAGCUAGGAAAGGCCUCCUCGCCACCCUCUCCUCCGACUCAUCUAGGGUCCGAAUUUGGGACAUCGUCGAUGGCAAUCCGCCCGUCCAAAGCGCGAGGAAUUGGGGCGAUGGGUCUCUUCUGAAUCCGUUUGGGACGAGAACCAAUCUGCCUCCGGGCUCUGGAUCUUCGUCUACUUCGCCAGCCUCAUUCCCCAAUGUGGCGGCGAAUUUCAGGAAAUCAGCCAUUGCUCCUCGAGGCUCUUCUCCCUCCACUUCCCCGAGAGAAAAGGUCCAGCUUCCCAAUUACACCAUCUUGUCGUCCCGACUCCUGAAACCGUUCAGUCGACCGAGCCAGGCCAUCGUGGCCGCUCACAUGCCUACCUUGGGAGGGACGACUGCCUCGAAUUCAUCGCUAGAAUACUGCUGUAACUUGCUCAGCAUCUCCCGUGAAGGCCAUCUAGAGUUUCUCGAAUCCAAGUCUCCGGGCGAAGCGAGCUUUGGAGCUAGAGGUCAGACGGCCUACUCGGAUGGCGUUCGCCUCAGGAUCGAAUGGCAUCCCCUCAACCACACCACCAACCGACCACAACCAGAGACUCAAAACACCACAUCGAUUCCCAUGUCUACCGAAAGCUCGAAUACCAUCACUGCAUCCAUAAGGUCUCCUCCACGCUUGGAUUUAGAUCCACAGCAACCGCUCCCUCUGGACCUCAAGACCUGUUCCUUCCAGGACAUCGACAAUCGUUGCUCGAUCAACUUACCCACUGCCGAGCUCAACUCUGGGCCCUUGAAGAAUGACAUCUCGAUGGUCAUGAUGAAACGUGCAUUGAGUGGAUACGGUCCUAACCCAAUGAAGAAUGAACAUCUGGUCCCCGGUGAUCCAGUGUUGGGCGCAUUCUGGGAAUGGAUCACUCAUUCCGACAAACUAUCUCAACAAGGGACCGGGUUAGUUAAUGGAUAUGACUUCAGUUUCCAAGGGGUCCUGGCGAUCAUGAAAGGAUUUUUACCUGUAGAUCAACAACAACAACAACAACAACAACAAUCAUUUGGAACAGAUCUAGGGACACCACCAUCACAGCGAAGGGGAGCUCAAAUGACGACCCCAGAAAGAUUUGGAGUAGAAUUCUUGAGGAGUCCGAAGCCGACCAACAAUAACCAUCCUCCUCCUCCUCAGAACCCUAAUUAUUCGAAGCAAGUCUCACAGUAUUUGAAAGCUUUGAGGACGUUCAACCAUAGUCAUCAAGUCGAGAAUUUUACGAUCUCAUCCGAGUUUAGUGACCAACGGCAGACGGCCUUGUUCCUUUGUGGGCCGGAUUAUAACUCGGGGAAGAUCGAGGAGGUCUUGACCAAAUAUGAACAGAUGGGCAUGUAUGGCAAGGCGUGUGCGAUCGCCCUGUUCUCUGGUAACACCCAACGGGCAAUCACCAGUCUCCAAAGAAGCGAUGAUUUACAGCUACGUACCUUAGCCCCACCGCUUGCGACGCACUUGAACACACAAAGACACGGACAAGCUCGGGACCCGAUCUUCGAUCAAGUGUGUCGGCAACUCUCGGAUGAGCGGACGUCGGAGCCGUACCUGCGGGCGAUCUUUGCGUACUGUGCGACGGGCGAUUGGCGCGAGGUGAUCGAUGAGACCGGACUGCCGCUGAAGGAUCGACUGGCAGUGGGCCUCCGGUUCUUGAGCGACGAGGAGAUCUUCCACUGGCUUGAGGAGAGUGCAAGGGACGCGAUCCAGUCGGGCGACCUGGAGGGGAUCCUGUUGACCGGACUGAACCAUGCCGGACUACUCAAGAGCAAGAAAACUGACGAGAUGCUGGAAGGAAAGGUGUCGAAGAGUCGGGGGUCCUCGGACGAGUCCCGCGACCUGCUCGGGCCCGGCUUCCGUCUCAUCCAGACCUAUGUGAACCGGACCGGCGACCUCCAGACGGCCGCGUUGGCCAGCCAUCUGGUGGUGCCCACCAGACUUAGAGAGCCGACGGCCGAGCGCUGGGUGGACAGCUAUCGUCGGCUGUUGGAUCGCUGGACGCUCUUCAACGUUCGGGUCGAAUUGGACAUCUCUCGAGGCUUGAAGGCCCGUCAAUCGCUUACCACCUCUCUGAACUCUACUGGCACUACUACUACAUCAUCAUCAUCCCUCUUCCCCUCUCAAGCUGUGAAUCCAAACUCGCUCGUUAUCGCCCCGCCUCAACUCUUACUUCGUUGUCAACAUUGUCUCGAAGUCCUCUCCGACGGGCCGAACGUUCGGGCACAACUUCAUCGGAUCAGCGAGCGUGCUCCUCCAGUUCUUAUCCCUCCUAUCGUUUCUUCGUCUUCUUCUUCUGCUGCUGCUGCUGCUUCUGUGGCUGCGUCGGCUUUCACGUCCGCUUCGGCUUCCUCGGCCUCCGUCUCCGCUUCCGCUUCUCCCGUCGGAUUCUCUAAUCUUCCUGGAAAUCCGGCGGCGAUCGGGCCUGCUUCGAGUAAAAAAAAUAUGUCUUCUAAUAAUCCUUUGUUUGUUCAAUCUAAACAGACGAAUCGAUGUCGAAUGUGUGGGAAAGGCUUACCGAAAUGUUCGAUCUGUUUAAUUCCGUUAACGAUAAAUGAUUCCCGUACUCCAUCUAUAUGGGCAUGGUGUCAUCGAUGCAGACAUGUAGGCCAUGCACACCAUCUAGAUCUGUGGGCCAGUCGUGGUAAUCUCGUCUGUCCCGUCUCCGGCUGCGACUGUCUUUGUUGGGACGCCUCCGGCCCCGCUUCGUUCCCCCUCCCCGCGUCUUCUCCCUCUCCCUCGUCGGCUUCUUCUCCUUCUUCUCCUUCUUUGAAAUAAUCUUUUGGACUUUUCUUUUCUUUUUUUCUUUUUUUUUGGGGGGGGGGG
Molecule: messenger RNA, 4023 nt
Organism: Puccinia graminis f. sp. tritici CRL 75-36-700-3
Lineage: Eukaryota; Fungi; Basidiomycota; Pucciniomycetes; Pucciniales; Pucciniaceae
Exons: 9
Coding region: 1-3975 (1324 amino acids)
Biological process (GO): positive regulation of TORC1 signaling
Cellular component (GO): cytoplasm
Molecular function (GO): protein binding
Source: RefSeq, a predicted model, not a curated record